Molecule: messenger RNA, 6513 nt
Organism: Folsomia candida
Lineage: Eukaryota; Metazoa; Arthropoda; Collembola; Entomobryomorpha; Isotomidae
Exons: 11
Coding region: 3742-5016 (424 amino acids)
Source: RefSeq, a predicted model, not a curated record
UUUCGCGAAAACGUGAUUUUGCACCGCAUGUUCUAUGACAAAGUUUAGUUUCAUUAAUUAUCUGUCGAUUAAGGCUAUUACGAAGGAAAUCGAGAUGGGACAGUAGUUAAGGUUCCCUUGUAAGUCCAAAUAUUCUAAGCUAUCAGAAACGCCAGAAACCUUAAUUAAAUUUAAGAACAGAUGGAAGAAAAUCACCUUGAAAGUAGGUGCAGCCUAUGGGCGGAAUUUGACGCGAAAUCUGAAGAAGAAAAUACAAUCUGUAGCACAUAGCGGAAUUGAAUCAUUAAAAUUUGAACUGUAUGGCAAUCCAUACCCUUUGGUAGUAAACAUAUGCAACUUUUUUGAAAUUAGAUUUGAUGAUCUUAUGGUCGCACUUCCGCUCCGCUGGAGCGGAAGUGCCACCAGUGAAAGAGAAAAAGUGAAAGAGAGAAAGUGAAAGAGAGAAAGUUUACAAAAUAUUAAAAUGAAAAAAAGUUUCUUCUACUAGCGAGGUGCUUCCGCACCCUAGCGUGCGGAUGGGAGACCAGUGAAAUAAAAGCUCCACCAGGAGAAAAAGUUUUCUCUCCGAGCAGCUGCUGCUACAAGGAGCUUGCUCAUUAACUAAUGUAAGCCAUGCACGUUAUUCACUACUAUUAAUAUCAACUUAAAUGCAACGUGCAAUUUGCAAAGAAAAUAUUCACAUUUGAGAGGAGAUUAUUUUAAAAAUAAAUACUUGCAAAAGUGUGUGUGUGUGUGUGUGUGUGUUUGUGUGAUGAAGGGUCAUACAGGAUGGAGAUUGAUAUCAAUAAAUUGUAACAACAGCACCAAAGAUAGGAUGAUAAAUGAAGGUUUUAUUUUCUGGUAAGUGUGUAGGUUACAUGAAAUAUAUGUACAUAUGAAAAUACGCAUGUUUCAUUGCAAAAUAUUUGCAAAAUUAAGCUUGGUAUGCUUAGUUCAUUAAUUAUUUUAGAUUUUAGUUAUGAUUUUCAUUAUUAUUUUUUCUUUCUUUUCAAGUUACAUAUUCCGUCUUACUGCAACAUUGUGUCUUACAGCGGAAAGUAAAAGUAACUCGACCAAGAGAGAAAAGUUUCUUCCACUAGUAGCUCCAACAAGGAGCUCGCCCACCAACUAAUGCAAGCAUGUUCUUCAGGGUCGUGCGGGAAGGAUGGUGAAAUUUUAACAUUAGCUGCGAAGAUAUUUAAGUUUAAAGGAGCCAUAUCCUUUGGCGUCACGCCGAGAAGCAACAGGUGCUGUGGUGGUAAUAAUUUCAUCAAACGUAGACUUCUUCAACGGUCCAUUAUGGAGUUUUAUAAUCAAGAACUGAGCAACACGAUCCCCAAGUUCAACUUGAUAUGGAAGUUUCCCAUGGUUGAUUAGCAUAACCCCCAAAGUUCCUUCAAAAUCUUCAUCGACCACGCCCCCCAUGACGUCAAUUUUAUGCCGCAACGCUAACCAAGACCUUGGUUUAAUCAAACCAACAUGGCCCAACGUACAAAUCAUAACCAGCAGAUUGAGGGUGCAACUUUGUUGGAAAUUUACUUUCAAAGGUCUUCCUAAUAAAGUGGACCGUUCUAUAGUCAUCUAGAAGGAAAUCAACUACUACAUUCAAUCCAUAUAAUGAGGAGAUACCAUCAAAACGGGAUACCAAAAAUUGUCAGGUAAAAGAAAGCUUUCUUUGGCUUGGAAAAUCGAAGUCAUAGCUACGUUACAUGAUUUAACAAAUUUUAAUUUUCUUUGGAGUGUUAUAGGCAAGAAGUGAAAAAACUGUGUAUGUCCCAUUAUAUAAUCGUUAUUUGAAAUAAUUAUAAGAUCUUCCGAAUUUUUAUAGACGCCCUGAUUAGAAUCUACUUCCUCUGACCAACCAACUUGUUCAGCUUAAGAGAGGGUAUUGCAAGCUGCAACCAACCAUUGAAAAUCUUUAAACGACAGGUUUGCCCCUGUGGUUUGAUUCUUUCUGAUGCAGACAUAAGCCUGCCCAUUUUUUCUCCAAGUUUGGAGUUUUAGCCAAAACCCCUGACCUAGCUGGCCCUCCCAAUGGACAAUAUUUUGUCCACUAGGAUCGUCACUCCUUUCCCCUUCGGGAGCAAAAUUAAGCGAAAUAGGACCUUUGUAAGAUGAUGAAGGCACAUAUGCUUCAUAUGCUCCGGAGCUGAUGAUGAUGAGCUUGCAGGAGGAAUCGUAGUACGAGCAACAGGAACAAGCGCCGUUGAAGGAACAGGAACAGCAGAAGGCGGAACACUCUUGACUCGACCUCUCUUCUCCGCUGGGGACUUUUCUGCAAUUAAUAGAAAUAAAAAUUUAAAGCUUAUGGUUACAACAAAUUUCCCUAUUAACAUUUUAAAAUAAUUAUUGACAUCUUACCCUUUUCAGCCAUCUUCCUCUUGUUAGCGGCGGCAGCAGCCUUGACUGUCUUCUCUUCAGGACCAGUGUAGAACAAGCUUAACGGGUUUCGACGAGCGGCAUCUAGCUCCUUCUUGGAAGCAGCGUCAAUCUUCUUCGCAUCAGCUGCAUUCUCCCUUGCUUCCCGUCGUCGUUUCUGCUCCGUUCUUUGCGCUUUGACUUACUUUGGCACUGCAUACAAAUCAUCCACGAGGUUCAGCCCUAAUAGAACAAAAUCAGGAUCCUCCUCUGGCUCAGACGGAGAAUCCUCGUCCUCUUCGUCUUCAUCCUCCUCCUCAUCAGUGAAAGGUCCGCUUGGUUCCUCCUCAUCAUCGUCUACGACGAAUCCAGCGUCAAAGACUUCAGGUUGUCGACGGUGAGAAAGAAGAAAAGCUCGUGCGUCCUCAGACUCUCGACUUCCUGGCUUAGCCUCCUCUAAGAUUUUUCGUGCUCUUGCCACUGCGUUUAUCCCUGCUAAAAUUUACGAAAACUUACCCUGAGACAUUUUGGAGUUUUUAAAGUUUUUAUUUCUUCUUUGGAAAUCCUUUGCACGUAAUGUUGAAACAUUGACUAACUUGCUCAUUAUUUUGCCAAUUGUUUUUAUAGUCUUAGUAAUUUACAAAAAAAAUUCCAAAAUAAGUACAUACCGUAAAAAUGUAAUAACUCCCUAGGGGUUACUAAUUCAAUUAUUUACAAAAUACAGUUAAUAGUGGUAAGUGGUAAUUAAUAUUUUUUACAGUAUUGGAGUUGAAGUGAUGGUAUGUUUUAUUAUAUGUAAACACAUUCCUGGUAUUAAGAUAAUGACGUCACGCCGAGAUAUAAAAAAAGAUGUUGUUAUACAUAUUUUCUCACAAACAUUUUUUAGAAUACACACUUCUUGACUUUGAUUUUGGAAAUUUUGUGUAUGAGUACUUCAUUUAGAGCAACCUAAUAAUAGUUGAGAGAUUUACAUCACAAAGAAAAUGGCUCCUCGUAUUAAGACGACAACAUUGCAAUGCUUGAAAUGUUUUAGGAGAUUCUUAAAUCGUCAGCAUUUUGCGUCACAUUUACUAAGGCACCGAGAUGAAAACAAGAGAAAAUUGUGUCAAUAUUGUACCAUGUCAUUCAGGUCGUCAUUUUUGAUCUUAUAGAGCACAAUGAAGCUCAUAAAAGAGGAGUUAUAAAAUCCAUGAAAUUUGAUCAAAGAGGAAGAGGGCUACGACUGAAUGCUUUCCCUUUCUCUGAAAUUGAAGCCUUUCAAGGCUUUAUGAAAACUUACAGAUUUAGAAAUACACAUGAGGAUAAUAAUAUUAUUUCUGUUAGAGAUUUUUUAAUAGAUUUAAGUUUAAAAUUAAUCAGAUUCUAUUUCACAAUGUUUCAAUUUAUAAUAGCAUUAAGUUUCAAAUGACGCUUUUGUGUAAAUUUAAACGUAUUCAUCCAAGCGUGGAUGAAGAAGAGGUAGAAUUCAUGGAAACAACAGAACAAUAUUUUAAUUCUUCUCUUAAAAUUAUCCUCAGUCCCCUCUACAUUAAUAGAAUCUUUUGUGACAUGGUUAAUCAAAUCGAUAAUAAUGUGGAAAUCUUCGAACGAAAUGGCAGUGGUUGGAUAUUAGAUGAAGUGAAAGGCUGUGAUAUACGAACAGCUCAGUUUGAAAUAUUAAAGGGUGGAUGUUCGUGCAUCAUUCCCAGCCAUCUGAAAAAUAAGAAUGCCAUUGUGAAUCCCGAUAAUAAGGAAAAUGAUUGCUUUGUUUUAGCUUUUCUGAUCUGCAUGCACGGAGAUUCAGUAGAUAACAGGCAUCGUGGAAUAAUAUCUCAAUAUGAAAAAUUUAAAACUCACUACGAUUUCUCUUCGUUAAAGUUUCCAACAUCGUUGAAAGAUAUCAUAGCAUUCGAAAAGCGGCACAAACAUAUUAAAAUUGGUAUUAAUGUGUUUGGUAUUGAUCAAGAAGAGCAGCUUAACGUUUUACGCCUAACACCUCAUGCAAAUAGCAGAACGCAUAAAAUCGUAUACAUUCAGGAUGCUUUUAAGCAACAUGGGCAUUACAUGUCUAUCCUGAAUUUUUCUCGCCUAAUCAACAGACAGGGACAUCAUCGAAAAUUUGUUUGCUACAAUUGUUUGAAUACUUUCGGAGAUGAAAAGCGUCUUGAUUCACAUCAGCAGUUGUGUUUUGAGUUUAAAACUCAAAAGGUUUCUGUUCCUUCAGUCGUUGAUGGAAAAAUUCCAUUCUGCUCUUUUGAGAGUAAAAAACUUAGUAAUAAACUAAAGUGUAACUUUGUGAUAUAUGGAGAUUUUGAAGCAAUGCUCACAGACGAUAAUACCAGUACGACCUCAAUAGAUAAACACAAAAUUUCAGGAUAUAAUCUUGCAGUAAUUGGCCCAAAUAAGAAACUGGUUCAUAUAUCGAAAUAUCGUGGUCCAAAUAGCAUUGACAAAUUUAUAGAUGAGGAAUCUGCAAGCGAAUCUCAAGUGAAUCUACAAGCUAGCUUUUGCAUACAAAGGAACAAAAUCCAUAUCGCUAUGAAACAACUUUCUCUAGAAGAAGAAUAUGAUUUUUCUAUGGCAGAUUCCUGCCACAUUUGUGAGCAUGAUUUUGAUCACCAAUCUAUAAAAGUUCGAGAUCAUGAUCACAAUACUGGAUUAUUUAGAGGAGCUGCUCAUAGAGAAUGUAAUGCUUCGUAAAUUCAAAAAGGCAAAAUCCCUGUACUUAUGCAUAAUUUUAGAAAUUAUGACUCUCACCUGCUGUUAAGUUCAGCAACGAAAUUUGGUUCUGGGAAUACGUUUGUUAUCCCUCAAAACUCUGAAAAAUUUAUAGGCAUUAUUUGUGAUAAGUUCAUGUUCAUAGAUUCUUUCAUGCAUCUGCCCAAAUCUUUAGAUACUCUUGUAACAAACCUUCAUGCAAAACCCGAAGGCGUUGAUGACAAGUUUGGUAUAAUGAUACAACAUUUUUUAAAAGAACGGGCUGUAAAACUCUCAAGGAAAGGUGUCUAUCCAUAUUCUUAUUUCAGUUCUUGGGAUAAAUUUAAGGAAACCAAAUUUCCCGAUAUUUCAGAGUUUUAUAACACCCUCACUUGUGAAGGGAUUUCACAAGAGGAUUAUGAUUUUGGUAAGUCAGUGUUUGAAACCGAAUGCACUGACCUGGGUUCGUACCACGACAUAUAUUUAACAACAGAUGUACUUCUGUUGGCAUGCGUUUUUGAAAGCUACAGGGAUAUGGCAAUUUCUAACUUUAAGCUUGACCCUUGACCCUUGUCAUGAAUCAACUCUCGAAGCAUCAGCGGGAGCUUUUAACUUCCUAUAACAUUAAAUAUUCAGAAACGCAGAAAAAAUUAGUUCCUCAUUUAGGAUCUAGAAAAAUGUAUCCAGUGCAUUAUAGAAAUCUCAAAUAUUAUUUGGAGAAGGGAAUGGUAUUAACAAAGAUUCAUAAGAUAAUUAAAUUGUUCAAAGGCCCUGGCUUAAAGAUUUUGUAAACCUUUGUUGUGAUUUACGACGAAAAGCUACAAACAAAUCUGAGCAAGACUUUUUCAAGCUAAUAGUUAACGCAAUUUUUGGACGUAGCAUGAUGAAUGUUAGGAAUCAGCAAAAUGUAUAUAUAGUUAAUAGUAUUGAAACAGCAAAAUAUUAUUCCAGGCUUUCGAACUUCAGAAAAUUUGAGAUUCUUUCUCCAAACUUGGUACUUGUUUUCAUGAGUAAACCUAGUAUUGUAUUGGAUAAGCCAAUAUAUACAGCGUUUUCGGUUUUAGAUCUCAGCAAGUUGUUUAUGCAGGUUUGGCAUUAUGACACGAUCAAAAAAUGGUAUGGAAUUAAAGCCAGGUUCCUUUUUACAGAUACGGACAGCUUAGCCUAUCAAAUUAAAACCGCUGAUCUUUAUGCUGAUUUAAGACUGGUGAAAAAUGAUUUUGACUUUAGUGAUUUUGACCACACUCAUCCACUUUAUUCUACAGAAAAUAAAAAAGUGAUUGGUAAAAUGAAGGACGAGAGUAACGGAAAAAUCAUGUAUGGUUUUGUGGGUGUUUCUCCAAAAAUGUAUUCCUUUGCAGGCAAGAAUAUCCAUAAGAUUGCUAUGAAAGGAGUCAAACAAUCUUUAGUACGAAAACAUGUAACUCAUAAAGCUUUUAUGGAGACUUUGUUUGAGCAAACAAAAUAUAUGUGCAGAAUGAAUUUGAUUCGUUCAAAGAA